This is a messenger RNA of Scaptodrosophila lebanonensis, 9665 nucleotides long. RefSeq lists its product as uncharacterized. The transcript has 9 exons. Gene Ontology annotation, cellular component: apical junction complex; plasma membrane. The record is from RefSeq and is a predicted model, not a curated record. The coding region runs from base 699 to 7838 and encodes 2379 amino acids. Lineage: Eukaryota; Metazoa; Arthropoda; Insecta; Diptera; Drosophilidae. Gene Ontology annotation, biological process: cell-cell junction organization.
CGCUGCGGUCGGCGGUCGGUGGACGGGAAUGUAUUGCUUUUUUAUACCGGCUUCAUGCUCAGUCAGAAGGCGUGCUUUACCGCCCACCCAAUCGUGCUCACCUUUUAGCCAUUAGUAAAAGCAAUUAACGUCGCAACGCCGCGAAAUUGGCAACGAAAUUGCAGCCAAUUGUUGUACGUUUGCCAAUGCGUCAGUGGGAAAGGCAACAACGAUGUGUUUGUGUAUAAAUAGAAAAUAAAAAUAUAAUCUUAUCAGAGACCGCGAAUGUUUUAUCAAUUUACAAAAUAGCAACGAAUUAAAUACGAACUAGAAAGAACGAACAAAUUAGUGCCUUCGUGUUAAAAUCAAACAAUUUUAGCACACCUUGAAAGGAUUACAAAACGAACGAGAGUUUCUUGACGAAAUCAACAGAUAUCGUUUUCGCUUAUCGAAAAUACUACAAAGUCUGUACGAAUGCUGCCACGGAACUGCACAAGAGCUGAGAAACUUUGUGAUACGGCAACUGGAAGGUGCUAUGCCGAGUUGCAUUCAUUGAGGAAGUGUGUGUGUGGAGAGAUCGAGAAACAAAAAACGAACCGAUGUGAUACUUGAGACUUAGCAUUGCAACGACGAUAUUUAUGAAUACCUUAACCUAAGUAUAAGCCCAAGCACAAACAGAAUUCGAUUUAAGUCGGUGCUAAAGACUUGCCCAAUUAAAAAUGGAACACUUGGAUCUGGCGGGGUAUCUACAUACACCAACGACCUGGAAUUUUGGGGCCUUUGAGCAGCAAGAUGCCAUUUACUUGUCCAAUUCACGGCAAAUGCUGGAGCCCAUCAUGGAGGAGACGUCCGAGGAUGAGGAACAUGCACAGAACAGCUGGACGCAGUUUGAACAACAGAGCUCAGGAGGUGGCGGCUUUUGGAGCUCCGCAGAGUCCGAAACCGGUUCGGUUAUCCGCGUUGAAGUUAACAAAGAUCUCGACGCAGUAUCCGAACGCGACUUUGUCUGUCCGCCCAAACGCGCACGCCGCUCGGACGAGCAGCAGCCACACAGCCUCGACGAUGUGGUGCAGCUACGUCGCGCACCACGCUACGACCCCGACUCGCACAACAGUCUGGAGCGUUUCCUUUCAUUAGAGGCCAGCACUCGCGAUAGCUACGGCAGCCAGGGCCAGCGUAACAGCACGGGCAGCCGACGUUUCGAUGAGUUCUAUUCAGACAAUGAUUCAUAUCACUCGCUUUCACGUUCCUCAUCGCUGGUGCAGUUCGAGUCGCUGGAGAGGCAGCUGACACUGCAGGAGCAGCAUCAGAGCAUGAGCAGUCUGGGCAACUCCUCGCCCUCGCUACUGGGAAGCGAGACCAAUACACCGGAGGCCAACUCUGGCAGCAAUUCGGGAAACAACAGUCGUCGCGGCUCCCAGAGCUCUCUAAUGAAACGCUACGAAUCCUCCGAUGGUCGUCUACAUCAGACCUACUAUGAGCUAAACAAGCUGAACUUUGGAGAAGAGGAGAGGAGCACAGGCGCCAGCCUCUUCAGUGCCUGCAAGAGUCUGGCCAGUGCAGAGCUUAAGUCUGAUUCGGAAUCGUCAAGCAGCAGCAGCGACAGUUCUGGCCACAGCAUACUCAGCGCUUCCAAGCCAACAUCGGAGUAUCUAACAGACUCUAGCGCGAGCACGCGCGGUAUACGCAUUGCUGCCUUCCAGGCACGUGGCGGCAAGAAUUCCGCUGAGAAUCUAUCCGAAGAUUCCGGCUACUGCGAGCCUUCGACGUUACGACGCGUCAAGUCCAAAAGCAUACCAAAGAAUUUCGACAAGUUCUGCGAGGAGGAGGAGGAGGACCAACAAUUGCCGACACUGCAGCCACAGUGCUUGACAGAUGGGCAGCCACAUUCCAAAAACUCCAAUGAUUUGUGUCAGCCAAAAAUAAAUGCCAACGUUGCCACGUUUCUCUUGGAGUCGCGCGUGGACGACGACGACGACGACGAUGAUGAUGAGGAGCACACGACGACGACAACGACGACGACGCCACCACCACAGUCACCGCCUUCAUCGCCAACGUCAUCUAUAAAUAGCCCUACGGGAGAGAAGCGCAGACGCGGCCUGGCACACUCGCCAUCGCCGGCGUUGUCGGAUAUCUCCAAUACCAGCGCUAGCUCGUGCUCAUCCACAGCCUCUUUCACUUGGCUGCCACAGAGCGCAAACGUUGUGAUGCUCGGCAGCAGUUUGCCAGACAUACGCGAGGCGUGCGGUUCGGAAAAUUCGGGAAAAUCGGAAAAUUCAACGCAGCCAAUUGCCCAUUACAGCCCACCAUCAUCUCCCCCCUCUUUGGCAGUGUGUGCGCCCCUCCAACGUUGUCGCGGCGACGUUAACCACAUCGGCGGGCUGGCUAGCAACCGCGCGACCUCUUCCAGCAGUAGCAGCAGCUCUGCUGAUUGCUCCCCUGUUCUGGGAGGCCCACGUGCUCGUAACGCCAGUGUACCCAACGAGCUGCAUCAGCUUGGACGCCGACGUCGCCAGCAGCAACGGCAGAGCAGGCACAGCAAGAGCAGUAGUGGUGGCGAGGCGGGUGAUUUCAGCUCCAGCGACGACGCCAGUGAACAAGCGGAUUUCUUCGAUCUAAACAGCCUGCAGAUCCGGCGCAGCUGUAGUUGGUCCGAGCGCAGGGCAGAGCGUAGCUUGCACAAGUUCGAAGGAGCCUUCGGGGACGGCCCAGAGCAGGCCAGUGCAGCUAGUGCCGGAUAUCUGAAUGCCAGCUAUCAGAAUCUAACACUCUUGGACUACACCAAUAAGCAGCCUAUCGCACAGAGCUUGGAGGCGAAUCACAAACGCAGCGAUAUGGCAGGGCAUCGCGAAAGCGACGACUACGAAGGCAUCAUAUGCAGGGGAAAUUUCUUGCUCGACGAACUGUCGCAGAUUUAUGACAGAAAUGCCUCCAUACUCAACGACCAGCCUGUCGAGGAGAAAGCGCCUGCCAAUGAGAAGCCGAAUCCGGAAGAAACAAAGGCAAAUAGAGUGUUGGCACCCGCUCCGCCUCCACGCCGAGUGUCAGCAAAAGCAGGAACGGAAUCGCAAUCUGUGGAACCACCCCAGGUGCAGCAUGUACAGUUGACGAUACGCAAACCACCUGCUCGUCAGAAGCGCGAUGCACAACAGCGACGGAGCGAGGAAGUGACAGCGCCCCCAAUGCCAGUUGCUCCCCCAGCUGCUGUCAUAAGCUUCAGCACCUUUGGCAAGACUUUCGAUCAAGAUCCUACCAACCUGCGCACAUCCUACGCUCAGAGCCUGGAGCAGUGCAACUUUGAUCCCAAGGAGCUGUCGUCUGGCACCGAUGUGCGCGACUCAGCCUGUGCAAAUUCCACGCCGCGCUCCCUCCCAAAGCGUCGUUUUCAAUCGCAAGCAGGUGCCGCCAAGCAACGCAGUCUGGUCAGUAGCACGCCCAAUCUCUAUGCCUACGAUGCCCGUGCGGAUGAGGUCGAGGACGAUAUGUACGUAAGCAGCGCGCACAACUCGAUGCAUCAGUUGCCGCAGACAGCAACGCAGAAGCCAUUGGGCAUUCUGCUUCCCACCGGAUCACGCACUUCCAUCGGCAAGGAGGUAAGCUUCUGUCCAGUGGUGUCCAAAUAUUGUUGGCAGGAGCAGUCAUCGGAGGAGCCCCAAGAGGAGGCUGAGGAGUGUCAGGCAGAGAACGACGAUGACGACGAACUGUUCGAUUGCGCCGAUGCUACGGUUAUUUAUAACACGAAAGAGAACGAAAACAUCGCCGUUCGCUUCAACGAAGAGCAAGCGCAAAGAGAGUCGCAAAGAGAGCCAGAAACGAUCGACAGCGAAGAGAGCGACGACAACAACGAAAACAUCGCCGUCAGCAACAACGCAACACUGUGUGUUGCUGAGAAACCCGUUUCAAGCGUCGUCGUCGUCGUCGCCGCCGCCGCCACUGCUGAACAGUCGAACGAAGCAGUUAGUCUUGAAACGAAUCGCGCCGCGUCCGUAACUACAACGCUCGCGUCAACGCCAACGCCAACACCAACGCCAACAUUAACGCUUGCGCAGCCAUCGCCAACAGUAGCAGUCGAACCAAAGCGUCCUCUGAGUCUGCAUUUGCCAAUUCUUAGUGAACCGCCCACAAAUCGCGCCCAUCAUAUACUCUACGCCUCCCAGCAGCUGCUCGAUCGCUACGCGACGCAGGACGGCGAUAUGUCCAAGUCGAACUACGCUGUCAAGUGCAGCGAGCCGGAGCCCAGCAUCAAUAACAAUGAGCUGGGAAAAUCGCGACACAAGUCUGACGAAAAGCAUCCCAGUUCGAAGGGUUUUCUUUCGCGUUUCGCGCACGGCUUGCGUUUCUCGCUACGACGCAAGAAAAAGCAACAGCAGCAGCAGCAGCAACAACAAAAGGAGCCGGCCAAGUCGACAACAACAACAACAGCAACAAGCGCCAAGGAUAACAAGAAAUUAAAUGGUACCGCUGCCAAGAAGCCGCAGUCGCCCGACUUUGUUUACAUACCCCUCAAGGGUCCGACGCAGCAGGAACAUGAACAACACAAUGACAGCAAUGCCUCCACAGCGAGUGUGCAGAGCUAUCGACAAACCACAACAACAAUAACAACAACAGCUGCAGCAGCAGCAGCUGAGCAGCCGAAAUCGUCAACUUUGCAGAAGCUGGUUACCGGCAAGCCACCGUUACCCAAACAACCACCCCGCGUGGCGGCACAUGCGCAGACCCUGCCACCGGCAAAAUCGUCGUCCAGUGCUGCCCAUUCAAGCGAAGCUCUGUUGGAUGCGGAACGCCAACAAUAUGCAGCCUUCGCCGAACAGUUGACGGCGGGCAUGCAACGGCAUCAGUUGAAUGGGACGGCAAACGCGGCCGGAUCCGAGACCGGAAUCGCUUCACCCUCGCGCGCCACUGUCGCCCAAAAGACGCAAAUGUUCAAUCAGCUAGGCGGCAACCGGCGAGCCACAAUGGUCACAGCCGUGCCGGUGGCUGUGGCUCCCAUGCCCGAUGAGGAGUCCAAAAUUGGACUAAUCGAAACCAAUUUGGACACACACGAGACCGUGAUUUCGGGCAAGACGCGCUCCCUCAUGGACAUUACGUGUAAUCCGGGCAACCAGCAGCACAGGCGCUACAUUGUGAAACGCUUGAAUGUGGCCAGCGCGGCCUAUGACGAUCCGCGGCACAUAUAUGGCGAUGAUGAUGAUGACGACGAUGUUGACGGUUCUGGUGGUGAUGGAAACAUCAAAUGCUCGCCACAAGCGGGCGGUGUUCAGAUUGCCUCGAUGCGGCGACCACACAAAAGCAUGGAAUUUCUGUUGGAUAAAGAGAAUCAAAAGAAUGUUUUGCCACCUGAGAAUGAGCUUCAGAAAUCGCACGAUCACAAUCCGGCCGCCCUGAGCGAGCACCAGUUGCGCGUUCAGGCGUCCCUACAGCGCCUCAACAUACCCGACUGGUUCCGACAAUAUAAUCAAACCAUAGCCCACUCGCCAGAUGGCGCCACUGCGGCUCCAGGCGGAGGCUACAAGCCAGGCAACUUUACUCGCAAACGCACACAGGAAUCGGGCCGCUGGCAAGGCCUCAACUCGAAGACGACCUCACUCAGUUCGCUGGGCUCGCAACGCUCCGAUCGCAGUCCCUUGCUGCUCAGUCCUUCGGCGCACAGUCACCAUGGCGGUCAGACUACGAGUGUGGCUAGCGGGGGCGGCGCAUGCGCAACGCAUGGCGUCGGCGCCACCCGCUGGUCAACCUCGCAUCUGAACUCCACGCAGACAUCGCCCAGCGUCUCGCAACGCGGCUCCUUCGCUCGCGGCGCCCCCAUCAACUCCAGCUUCAUGUCCGUCAAUAGCGGCAACAGCGGCGUCCUGCGGAACUCCUAUCGUCAGCCCUACCUGGGCUGGCGCAGCACAGAGAAGCUCUCACAGCGAACGCCACAUGAGCGGCUGGCCAACUCGUUGCUGGCCCAGCAACAACGCAUAUCCCCCACGCAGCGCACGGUGGCCACGUCGGCGUCCCCGAUGGUGACCACCAACGGAGUGCGGCAACUGCAGCCCGUCACGCCGGAGAUACAGAGCUCCAUCAAGGAGGUGACCUCGGCCAUUGUGCACUAUGUGAACGAUCAGGCGCAGGCGCAGCAGCAACACCAGCGCAGUCGCUCGACGAGUCCGAAUUCGAGGAAAUGCUGGCUUGAGAGCUCCUUUGUUGGUAUUCGUCCGUUGGAUUCACCGCAAACACCCGUGAUCGAGAGCAGUCCGCAGUCGUUGUCGGAGCGUGUGGUGCCUUCGGUGGCGCAUCAGAGCUACGCGGUCUACGUGGAUGCCACCAACGCCACCACACAGCAGCCACCCUUACGCAUGAACGGACUCAGCCGUAUCGGCGGCGGUGGCGCGCCCGAACGCUCGUUGAGCAACGCAUCGUUAGAAGAUGUCCUUGCAUCACUAUUAGGACUGCCAACUACCUCCUCCUCCACCAACAACAGCCAGAACAACAGCCAGAACAACAGCAACAACAACCAGACAACAAAUACAGCAGCUAGUCGUCAACAACUGGAGGUCCUGACAGCGGCCGAGCAGCAGCGUCUGCGUCGCCGUAGCGAAGGGGACGCCCCCGCCCAGAAGAAGCAGCAGCAGCAGCAACAACAACAACAGCAGCAAACAGCAUCAGCAACAAUUCAAUCCGGAGAAGGAGAGGCCACAACCAGCGGUAGAGGAGUAGAGGGAGGAAAUGGGGCCAACUGGGCACAUCAACAGAAGCUGCAGUCCACUGCUGGCCACACGGCGGCCACGCGACGGGUUUCGCUCGGCGACUCCUCGGAGUCGCCCAACAACAACAAGACCAACUCCACCGAACUGCAGAUCCGGUGCCGCAACACCAAAUGCGACCAGAGCGCCACGCCUGCCGACGCAAAAAAGUUUUACAAGUCAUGCCACAAUUGUACCCAUCUAUAUUGUUCACGUGAGUGUCGGCGCGCCCACUGGGAGAAGCAUCGGAAGGCGUGUCUGCACUCGCGCGCCUCGAAUCUGUGCCGACAGGUGCUAGCCACCUGCAAGGACGACGUCGACUCCCAGCGCCAUCUGAGUCUGCUGGCCCGCAAGGGCAGCCUUUCGCAGGGACGCGGUGUCGUGCGUGUGCUCUUCCGGUCCGCCGAGGCGGCCGAGGGCUUCAUCAAGCACGGCUUCCAGUGCAUGGGCGAGGCCUCAUAUGUCCGCUGGCCCGAUCUCAUGCCGGCUGAAAUGGGUCUGGAGCUGUACUCGGAGCUGCUGAAGCUGAGCACGGCCUACAAGCCCGAGUCCAAGAUGCUCAUCUAUGUGGCCAUUUGUGUGGUGUCGGAGGCACCAGGCAUGGGCCAGGCACCGGUGCGCUGGGAGCGCCAACUGGUAUCGCGUUGUGCCAAGCUCAAGCUCUGCAAGAGCAUCCUUGCCGAGCUGGACCAGCAGCAGCAGGCGCUGCAGCAGCCUCUGUCAGUGGUCGCGGUGCCGGAGCGCACCGACAUCCUGAUACUCACCUUCAAUCCCAGCCUGCGCAGCGUGCCCGGCAAUCGGGAGCUCAUACUGUCGAACAUCUUGGAUAUUCUGUCGCGACGUGGUGUGCUGCUCCGCAAGCACUAUCCGGAGAUCUAUCAGCGCUUGCAAAGCUACACGGAGGGACAGACGGACAAGUUCAACCCGGUGACGCUGCAUCCACGCGACUCCCAGACCGGCCAGUCCUUCGUCUGCAUAAUUAUGCCCGUGCACACGGACAGCGAGUUCGUCAAGCUGCCCUCGGCCGCAGAUGGCGGCAAUCGCGUGACCACCAUCGAUGUGGGUUCGCCCGCGGCCCUGGCUCAGCUGGACGACGACGAACUCUUGACCCGCACCACCCAGGAACAGAGUUGAUUGAAGGCCGCCAGCAGAAAGAACAAGAGCAGCGCCAGCGACAGAAGCGGAGGCAGCAGCGGAUCUGCCACGCCCCAGCCGCUGCUCUAUGGCGAUGCCCAGGGCUACGGCUUGGAGAGCACGCGCAUGUGAAAGGCUCCUUUCUCGCUCUCUCCCUCUCUCUCUCUCUCUAUAUUUAUCUUCCUAUGAAUCUUUAUCCUGCAUAUACACGUACAUACAUACUCGUGCUCGUGUAUCGGUACAGCUCUGUACUCUGUUCUGUUUCGUCUUAAGCGUGUAGUUAGUGGGCGUGUCAGCUUCUGGACACUCUAACUCCGUAUAUCAGUAGUGCCCUCCAGUAAAAAUUCAAACCUAGGGUUGUUGGUACAACAAUAUCGACUUUAGAAUAUUAUAGUCACGCCUGCGUUCCAAAAAAAAAAACACAAUUUAAAAGGAAUACGAUGUGGGUAUUCGUCCCAGUGGUUGAUCGGUUAAUUGAUUAAAAUAUUAAAGAUCAAAAAAAUGGUUAAUUAUAGUGACUAGCUGGAACGCUUAAAAGAUUUCAUUUAACUUUUCAACAGCUAAGCAGUUUACUCACUGGCAGUGAAUACCCUUUCCUGCUUCUCAACUAACGAGCGCCUUUAUAACUGAUAUUAAAAGUUUACUAUUAUCGGAGUAUUUCUAUAUAGUUCAUAUAUAUUGCUUAUUUAUUAGGAUACGGAUACAAAAUUAAUCAAAAUGGUUUUCCAAAUAUCGCUAUCAACAGCCCUAACACACACUUGUUGUCUGGUACACACAUACGAGUACAUAUAUCGUAAGAAAUCCCAACUAUAUACACAUACAUAUAUACUAUACAUAUGUCUGUAUGAUUUCUCCCAACCACUUAUCAUCAUCACUUAUUAACUCGUUCUAGCUAAAUUAAAACAAUUUACACUACUACUACUACUACUAUGAUACACAAGUCAAGCUUUAUUAUAUACAGAUAGAUGUGUGUGUGUGUGAGUCUCUGAGCUUAAGAGCGACAUUUCUCAUCAGCCUAAACUACGAUAUAUAGGAUAUAUCCUGCAGCUUCCACAACUACGGCAACUAAGCGUAAAAUACUACUACAAACAGACUUUAUAUAGGAACUCUGACCAGUCUGGCAUGAGCAUCUAUAGCAACGCUAGCUGCUCCUGGCCUCUUUGCUUAGAUUGUAAGGAUCUUGGUACACCCACUCGCUUAGACAUUCGCCACAACUACUAUACUAUAGUGUACUAUACUUGUAUGUGUUUGUAGGCUGCUGCGCUUUUGGACGGCGCAAUACUUAACAUCUAUUUUGAUAAAGACAAACGACAGUCAAACACUCACUCAUUAGCUCGUUCUUAUAUCUCCUUUGACAUAUACAAGUAUCUAUGUAUAUACGAGUAAUACAUACAUACAUACAUACAUAUAUAAUGUAACAAGUGCAAAUAAUUUGCCCAUGGCCUUAUUUUAAAUGAACUCGUUCUACCUACUAUGUUUGUUGAAUUUGUUUGGCCCUAAUGUGUUAACGCUUCCCAAUUAGGUUCUUAGCAUACUAAUAAGUGAAGGCGUACUACGUAUAUACAAGUAGAUCAAGUCUAGGCUAGUCAAAAUACUAUGUGUAUGUACUAUAUAUUAGUUCAAUUUGUGUACUAAACCAAUGAAAUCAAAGAAACGCUAACUCAACUUAUUCUCCUUUUCCAUUGCUAGACAAAUUCGCUUUUCUCUUGCUAGAUAAUUAUACAUUAAUAUUUUCCCCAACAUUUUGUGUAAAUAAAUAAAAGUCAACUGCAUUUUCAUGUGUAUGUCUUUUCGCCUAGUCGUAAGCAAUUUAUAACAAACAAAAAA